GUCAUUUUGUCCCUCCAAGCUAAUAGUAUAAAUUUGUACUUAUUGUAUACCAACGAUCAAUUUUAACUGUACUCAACUAAAGAGGAGCAAUGAUGAAGGAAGUAAAGAGCCAAAUGAAGGUUGGGGUCGCAAUUGAAGUGCUAUGGAGGAAUUAUGCAAAAGAAAUAAGCUUUAUCCUUCCAAAACUUGCUCCCAAUUUAGUGCGUAGUGUUGAAGUUAUUGAAGGAGAUGGUGGCCUUGGUACUGUUUAUCUGAUCGACCUUGGCUCUGAGAAAUCAAGUCUCGGAUACCAGAAGGAGAAAGUUACAGUAUUCAACGAGUCCCUGCAUCAGAUUGGGAUGCAAGUGAUCGAAGGGGGACACCUGAAUCAUGGAUUCACUUCUUACACAACUGUUAUACAAUUUAAUGCAGUUGGAGAAUCAGAGACUGGUGUGGAUGUUAAGGUUCUAUACGAAACUGAAGCAGAAGAAACUAGCAUGCCAGAGGAAACUGCAAAAGCAAUACUUGCUUUUAUAAAACGGCUUGAGGAUUAUCUGUUAAAACAAGGCUCUUAGACUUGUUUUUAGCAAACGCUUUGAAGAUUUACAUGUAUUGAAACGAGGAUCCUGUUGAGCAUUCAGCUCUCACAGAAGUAAUAAUGAAUUGACAAAGUAGCUCUUACAUUAUGUUGUCUAGUACCCAUACAAUAUCUCGAACACGUUUACCAUUUCAGAGAGAGAGGGAUAUUCAUUUUCUUGACUCGUCUCCUCGGCCUGCAUAUUAUUCGAUAAGAAACACUUCGUCCUUAUCGCAAUGAAUAAAACUUUUCUAUAAGAUCCCUCCAAAACCAAAGGCUGAACAAAAAUAGUUUAUAUGCAGGAUCAAUUAAUAAACCACCUAAAUACACAAACCAUAAAACAGUCCAGGAAAGGUACACAAAUCGGAAUCUGCCUAAUAAUUCCAACACUAAAAAUAAACGCUACAAAUCAAGCUCACAAAGAAAUUCAU
This is a messenger RNA of Coffea arabica (coffee), 987 nucleotides long. RefSeq names its product phytohormone-binding protein. Gene Ontology annotation, cellular component: cytoplasm; nucleus. Gene Ontology annotation, molecular function: signaling receptor activity; abscisic acid binding; protein phosphatase inhibitor activity. Gene Ontology annotation, biological process: abscisic acid-activated signaling pathway; defense response. Lineage: Eukaryota; Viridiplantae; Streptophyta; Magnoliopsida; Gentianales; Rubiaceae. The record is from RefSeq and is a predicted model, not a curated record.